This is a messenger RNA of Pomacea canaliculata, 2790 nucleotides long. Its product is annotated as zonadhesin-like. NCBI's taxonomy places the organism in Eukaryota, Metazoa, Mollusca, Gastropoda, Architaenioglossa, Ampullariidae. The transcript is spliced from 13 exons. The record is from RefSeq and is a predicted model, not a curated record. Gene Ontology annotation, molecular function: serine-type endopeptidase inhibitor activity. Bases 376 to 1821 code for a protein of 481 amino acids.
CGUAGGGCGAUGCGCAAGAUUGCAUUACAAAGCUACUACACCAGGGGUGCAUCGCGGCGACGCACAUCGCACGUGGUUGACCUUGCUGCGUCCACCGCUCUCCCCCAUCCCAUCACCCUCCCGGCGACAUCUUUGACUUCCACGCGAGGGGAGCUUGUUUGUCAGGGAUCCUCCUGCCUGCGGACAGACAUCGACGUGAGCCGAAUGCAUAUCGUAGCGACUCCCCUUCCCGGGUGGAAAGAAGAGAAAAAAGGGACUUUUUAGUGUCGCCUGCAGAAGGAGCUUUGACCUCCCUAAAGAGAAGGAGUGUUUCGACGAGGGUACGAGCGAACUGGUGGUAAUUGGCGGCCCCAUUGGUGAAGUGAACAAGACGAGAUGUUCCUGGAUGAGUCUCGGCAGAAAAAGACUCGGGAGAAGAUCCAGCUGGACGUCAUGAAACCGACUCUCCUAGCUUGUGUGUUGUUAUUGACCUGCAGAGCAGGGGCAGGAGCUGAGCUUUGUGGAACCGAGACAUGCGGCGAGGGAGAGAAAUGUUAUGAAGUCUGUCAGACUCCCCUUUGCACGGGUGGCAUCGACCAGAAAUGUAUCGUCGAGAGCAGACUCUUGAAUAACCAAGCUGCUCAGCAGAAAUGUCCCAACGGUCAGCUGCCAGUCCUGUACCCGGACCGUCUGUGGUUUGUGGGUGUGCACGAGUGUUCCAACGACAGUCAUUGCCCAGCGGGUAGACAGUGCGUGAACAGCGCGUGCUGUCCUCCCUCAGUUCCAGUUCCAGUUGUCCGCGCGGCGUCUCUUGGUGCGUUGAACCCCUUGUGUCCGCCUCUCUGCCGCAUGGGCUGCCGCUACGGAUUUCAGGUGGACGCCAAAGGUUGUCCCAUGUGUGCCUGCCGUCCGGAGCCUUGCGAAAACUACCAAUGUCCCUCAGGUACCAAGUGUAAAGUCAUGGGAGACGUAGACAAGUGUGAUGGCAUUGUAUGCAGCAACCUGUACCCCGCGUGUAUCGAUGCCAAGACAGAAUGUCCUUUGGUAGCCUGUCGCAUGCUGUGCCCCUUCGGUAAGGAACUGGAUGACAACGGGUGCGAGCUGUGCGGGUGCAAGGACGUUUGUCGUCAGGUGGUGUGCCCUACCGGCAAGAAGUGUCAGCCGAAUUAUCCCUCCAGCCAGAACAGUCCCUCCGCGCCUCAGUUCUCCUGUGUUGACAUCAAUCCAAACACGUCCCAGUGCUCACCAAUUACCUGUCGAAAGCACUGUCCUUAUGGUGCCAAGACGGACGAGAGAGGCUGUGAAAUGUGCCAGUGCAACGAUGAGCCCGUGAAUAUAUGUUCCACCAUGGUGUGUCCAGACAAUCAAAAGUGUCAGAUGGUCACCGACAGCACGUGUACAACAGGGUUCUGUCCCAGAUGCGUUGCCCAGUCGAUCAAUCCACUGGCCCUUUGUGCCAGAGUGCUGUGCAGGUUGUUUUGUCCAGAGGGCUUCGAGAAGGACGAGCAAGGCUGUGACACCUGCCAAUGCAAGAAGAAGACGACACCAGCACAGACCUGCACUGAAGUGAGAUGUUCGGCAGGGCAGAUUUGUGCUUUGGUUGAAGACUGCCCAACAUGCGGCCUGAGGCCUGUCUGUUUUGAUUUGCCAGGGACCACACUGUCACCAAACACAGCCACAACAACGACAACAGUGCCAUCUACAACCCCUCCGUUGACCCCCCGUGUCUUACCUGAUACCUCCACUGACUCCUCCAUCUGCAGCCUCCUCAGGUUCUUCCUAACGAAUAGCUCGGACUCCUCGUCCGCGGACAAGCGCCUGGCCGCCAUAUGCAAGCUGUAGCGCCACCUGGCGAGCAUCAGCUACCCAGGUCCUGGCCGGGUACCUGGCGGCCUUUUUGGCCUUUUUGCAGCAGAAGCUCUAGUAGUCUUCGAUACAUAUCUAUAUACUAUGUCAGUAAUGUAGAUUUAUGGCAGUUGGUGGUGAGCGCGACUCAGCUCGCGAUUUUUUUACGUGUUACUCGGUCUGGAAGAACGGUGACAAGCUUUUUUGUAAUUUUUCUUGCUUUUUACUGUAAAACUGUAAACCUCGGGACAUGUUAUGGAAGUGAGUGAAAUGUAAAUUGAGAUACAACUGUUUUCAAUAAAAUAUUUGUCAUUUUUCUUAAGUGGCUGGAUUUUUUGUAAACUCACUCUCGCAUUGACGUUUGUAAAUAAACAAAUCCACACUCACCUAUAAAAAUCACGCAAAUCACACUCUAAGGUAAUGAAGUGCAUACACAGAAAACAUUUACACUACUGUAGUCCUUUGGUUCUUGUCCUUCUCCGAGUGAUUAGUGAUGAAUACUGUUCUGAUCACAUUCUGGUCCAUCAGUCAUAGCAAGGACUGAUGACUCACAUCAUCUUACUCUGAAACUAACUGGUCAUUGGUUACAGUAAGAACUAGUUACAUUCAAAACCGGGUAGACAGGUUAGUCAGUCGUAGGACAGACUAGUUGCCACCAAAUUCCAGUUGCGAAACUUUUGCCUGUGAAUAAUAACUGUAAGUUGUUGUACUCACUUCAUGCCACAUGUAGGUGCUUCAUGUAUUUUGUUGUUAUAGUUUUAUAGGAAGGUUUUUGUACUUUUAUAUGAAGUUUUCAAAUAUUGUAUAUUAUUUAGGAUUACUACACAUUUUCCGCACGUUUUAAGAAUAUAUUUGAAAAUUUGCUAGUGAAAGUAGGUUUUUGUGGGUGAAGCAUGCUUAAAGGUAACAUGAUUUCUGUACACGUCAUGGAAUGUGGCUGACGAACAAUAUUUUCGUAAUAAAAUC